Messenger RNA from Owenia fusiformis, 3084 nucleotides. The record is from the annotation of a GenBank genome assembly. Lineage: Eukaryota; Metazoa; Annelida; Polychaeta; Sabellida; Oweniidae.
CACAAUAUGACGACUGCUUUUUAUGAUAAGACAUACAUGUACAGUGUACAUUAGAAAUGCAAAAUAUAAUAUUAUUGAUAAUCACUUGGAUACAAACAUACAAUACAAUCAUACAAGGAAGAAUUAGAAUAUAUUGUUUUAGAACCGAGGGUACAUUAUGUGAACUUCAAUAAAUGUUGCAUAUGAGUAUUGAUAAGCUAAGCAGGAUUUUCCUGAAAGUAAGAUGAGGAACUCACACAUAGUCAUUUGCAUUAAAUAAACUAUGUUUUACGGAAAUGAAGCAAUAAUUCAAAAAGGCAGAAUUGAAAUACGACAUGGCUAAUGAUAGUAAAAACAAUGUAACAUGGUGGGAUGACAUCAUGACUAAUUAUAGUAAAAAUAGUGAUUCAUGGUGGGAUGGCAGAAAUCCAUUCAAUGACGAAGAUCAUAUAUAUUGGGCAGUUCACAUGGGAACGUUCGCCAUUCUUGCAGUCAUUCACAUUGCAACGUUGUUAUAUCAUAGGAAAAAUUGGCAUCGUAAAUGGUUACCUGGAGAGAAAGCAUGCACCAACUUGAUACAUCCCGAACUUACAAUUUAUCCAGCCCCUCCAUCCGAACAAGUGGCAAACUCACCAAGUUAUCAAUGGAAAGAGUGUCUAAGGUUCAAACUGACUAUGCUCGAACGACCAAUGAUUUUAGACAUCGUCCAUUGGAUUGGAAUGUUCAUCAUUAUCAUUUGUAUUUGGAGCAGGUCUAAGGAGUUAAUCAUUGGGACUUCAUUCGUAGCAUUAUUCGACUUCAUGCAAUUUGUAUACAUGAUUAAAUUAUACCCCGAUCCUAAACCCACGAAAUUCCGAAUUCAACUUACAUACGCGGUCAUUGCUGGAUUUCCAAUGGGAACCAUUGGAAAAAUGGUGCUUGCACUAUCCAUGGACGGAUAUAUUCAGCUAUAUGAAGUACUUGGUGUUUAUCAGUAUGUAUUUGAGGCAAUAGCUGGGAUCAUCCUUAUUAUAUCCAUAAUUGCCAUUUUCGCGCUUUGUGACAAAUCCAGUAAUCAUGAUGAUGAUGCAUCAGCGUGCACAUGUUUCAUAUUAACAGGGAUCAUUAUACUUAUAUUUGCAUGUGCAGGGGUAGCAAUGGCUGUAAUGUCGUAUUUAUAUAUGAAGCAACAGAACAUUCGAGUAGAUGACUUGAAAACGAUGUUAAACAUAGAUGAUAACUCUGCAGUGCUCAAAUCAUGUCCAUGCUGGACAUGGGCCUUCCUUGUAAUAUGGAUACCUCUGAUGAUUGCGUCGCUUGUGUUCCUUUACGUCUCAUCAAAAGACUAUGGAUUCUACUUUAUCCCUGAUUACAUAACGCUUCAUGGGUUUUACCUUAGUACAGUAAUCCUUGCGUAUCACUUGGAUACAUUCGAUGGAACAACAAUGCCACUUAUUACAAAUGGCUACAUGUUAUUCCCUCUCAUCAUGUGCUUGGUGCUCACCGUCAUAUACCACUUGGUUGAUGUACAUGGGAUGACGAGACAAAUGACUGAUGUACAUGGGAUGACGAGACAAAUGAAAAAGGAAGGAUACGAACUUUUCAGAGUCACUGGGCAAACAAGGAGAGAUAUAGAGCAUCUGUUUAAAAGCACAUGGAAAAAGCUACGAGAAUCUUCAUAUGUUUGUUGUUCGUACAUGUUUAGGACGCUCCUUUCUGAAUGAUGACUUUAACAAGUAUACUGAUCUUCCAUGCACAAAAAGGGGAUGUAUGGUUGAAAACUGUAGAAAUCAUCCUGAAAAGUUUGACACUAUCGUAUCUGACCUUGGAGCCAGAAUGAGAUUUCGAGAGUUUUUGAUAUUUGACGAGACACAUUGUUUUCCCGAAUUUCUGAUUGUAUAUGACAGAGUUGCAGACAGCUAGCCUUCUUGUAUUAGUAAUGACUAUUGUUUGCAGAAGCGAUGAACUUUAUCACCUCCCCAUGGACCACGCAUGUUGAGAAGGAUUACAGAUUAUAAGUGUGAAAUUAUUUUAUUUAUGUUUCAGUUAAUUUCAAUAUCUCUUUUGUUUCAAUUCAUUUAUAUUCAUUCAUAGAAUCGGACAGUUUAUAUCUGAAUCAGCAACGCAAGUUGUCAUUCAGUGCAUAAUGUGGAAACUUAGUACUGGAAUAUUCUUGGUGUGAAAUUAUUUCAUUUAGAUUAGGCCUAGUUAGGAAAAUGAUGGGUAAGUGAGUGUUGAUUUAAAUUAAGAGUCAAGUUCAAUAAGAUCGCGGCCGGCUGUUGAAAAACAGUAUCUUAUUCGUUCGAACCCCAUACGAGUCUUUGAUUCUGUAAAUAUUCAUUUGUAGAUACAACAUUUUGUACAUUAUGUUCUAUAUAUUUGGAGUUAUAUUAUAAAACUUUAUAAACUCAAACUCAUUUGCUUUUGCUUUGGGCAAAGUGGUCAUUCUGAAAUAAGGUUAAUUUUGUUUCCAGUGGAUUUUCGAAAGUCCAAAUAAAAUCCCAUGAUAUUCCGGCCCUAGCCACACUACCACAUACUUGUUGUUAAUAGUGGGGCUAAGUUCAUUUCAGUGUAUUUACCAACAUUAAUAUGUUAUUUUAUAAUUAAGUCAGCUUAUGUAAUAAUUUGUUCAUGAAAUGUUUUGUUUUAUUGAUAACAGUAGAACUACUCAAUUGUCUGAUAGAACUUAAAACAGACUAAAAUUGAGUAAUAUUCAUGUCAACAAUAGAGGUAUUAAGACAGCCGAUGUGGCAAAAAAAAUUUUUUAAAAGAAAGGUCACAAACAAAGAGAUAUUUUAACUGUGUUGAAGAAUUGAAACGCUUAAAAAUGGCUUGUUUUCUAAAAUUGCCUAGAAUAGCGUUAACAUGUAGUGCAACAAAUCCAUCGUUGUUUGCAAUAGGCAUUCAUUUUAAUUUACACUAUGAGUGGUCAGAGCAGAUGUAUGCUGAAUAUACCAAGUAUAAAAGGAACUUACUUGAUUGUUACAGAGUGCUGCCUCGUAGUAGCUCCCAGGACAUUUUGUGUUCUUUGGCCUUAAAGAUAAAACAAGCAAAAUUAAAAAUACUUCGUCAAACAAUAUCCAAAAAUAUAGUGCUUUAGUCCCUGAUCUGGACGCUCUGAAAAAA